This is a messenger RNA of Helicoverpa zea (corn earworm), 1383 nucleotides long. RefSeq names its product RAB6-interacting golgin (gene Gorab). Gene Ontology annotation, biological process: non-motile cilium assembly. The record is from RefSeq and is a predicted model, not a curated record. The coding region runs from base 165 to 1175 and encodes 336 amino acids. The transcript has 4 exons. Lineage: Eukaryota; Metazoa; Arthropoda; Insecta; Lepidoptera; Noctuidae.
UCAAAUUCUAUCCACGAUCGGAUCGUUGCCGUUUUGUCGUCACGGAUUUCUCGAUUCUUUCUUUACCAAAUAUCUAAUAAGAAUAACUUUAUUACAUUGAGUAAUGAGUAGUGUUGAACUAUUGACUCUUUAAUGAAACUUCUUGAUCGUGGUACUCUGUUACUAUGUCUACGUUCUCCGGUUUUAGUGAAGAAGAGUUGAAACGAAUCAAGUCCGGUGAAACUGGCUCAAACAGCGCUCCUCAAAUAAACACAACAAAUGUGAAGAAGCUAGACAAACUAGGUUUCAGACCAAAGAGAGCCACAAACCAAUACAAACUGCCGAUCCUACAGAAACACAACUCCGAUGAUGCUAUCGAUGACAUUGAGUUCGACAAAUGUAAACUCAGCCUUAGAUCUCCAACAACACCGGUACGAGACAUUACAGAAACUACCAAUGACAAUAACAAAGAGAAUCUUGAUAAAAACGACAACAUCAAAACAGAAGUUAAUAAAGAAAAUAAUACAGAACCAGUAAAUACAAGUAGUAAUAAAAUGGAUGAUGAAAAUAAAGAUACAGUUAGUAUAGAUAGGAAAAACAGCACAGAUGUCACACCGGAUAUUGUAAGGGGUGUUGAUAAUUAUUCAGCAGAUGAACUUGAGAACCAUAAGGUUAAGCUUGAAGAAUUGCAGCUGAGACAGAAACUGAUGGAAGAACAGAAUAAGAAAAGAAAGGAGAUGCUUGCUAAAGCACUGGCUGAUAGGACCAAACAAACAACUGAGGAGGUGAUGAGAUUAGAGAAAAUCAAGAAGGAACUACAAGUAUUGGACAGCCAGUUCUCACAAGACGUGGCGGUGUUGAGGCAGAAGAUUGACCAAGCCUGCUUGAGUUAUGCUGAUGCUGAAAAACAUUACCUAAAAGUCGAAAAAGAGUUCCUGCAAGCGAAAAUCCAUUUACAAAAAGAGAAAGAAAAGAAAGAGUUACUAACAGAACACUUAUGUGCGUUAAUCACACACAACGAAACUAGGAAAGCUCAGAAGUUAGAAACUUUAAUGUUAGAACUAGCGACAGAUAAAAAAGUCGAUCAAAUAGAAGUCAGUGAUGUGAAAGUUGAAGAGAAAGAUGAAAGUCCAGUGAUAGUUGAUGGUGUUGAUGAACGAACUGGUAAGAUGGUUGAAUUUACACCUGAAAGUUAAUAUUUUUAUCAUAAUAUUUAAACAUCGAAUAUUAACAACAGAAUUUGUUUCUUUUAUAAAAGUGAUAGCUACAGAGGCCUUGUCAAAAAAGUUUUAAUAUUGCCUAUUGGCAAUACAGGGGCCCGAUUCCCCUAAUUUUACUUAAGCAACAUACGAUUCACGUUCAACUCGAUUCGACUGAGAUCCGAUCCCGACUCGAUUACGAUUG